This is a messenger RNA of Pelmatolapia mariae (spotted tilapia), 2393 nucleotides long. It is a transcript of the gene pnkp, whose product is annotated as polynucleotide kinase 3'-phosphatase. Gene Ontology annotation, cellular component: nucleus. NCBI's taxonomy places the organism in Eukaryota, Metazoa, Chordata, Actinopteri, Cichliformes, Cichlidae. Gene Ontology annotation, molecular function: double-stranded DNA binding; ATP-dependent polydeoxyribonucleotide 5'-hydroxyl-kinase activity; polynucleotide 3'-phosphatase activity. Bases 293 to 2107 code for a protein of 604 amino acids. The transcript is spliced from 17 exons. Gene Ontology annotation, biological process: DNA repair. The record is from RefSeq and is a predicted model, not a curated record.
AACCUACACUUUGAGCGGAACCUCACGCGGAGACGACGUUGCUAAACGUAGUUAUUUUUGCGUCGGACCGCGGGGACAACGCUGGAAAAUCAGACCUGUAGUUUGUAGUUCACACAUUCUUCAAGUUUUUCUUUAGAAGACGAAAAGAAAUUGAGGUAGUUUAAGUUGUAAUGAUGAUAAACACUACUGCGUGAGGCCGUUUAAUGUCCUGUACUUUGGCUUGACUUAAAAAAAAGACUCUUAAACACAACAUAUUAAGGGGCAAACAGCCUCUCUGUGGCCGCUUGUUCGAAUGUCCUGCACGCUGGUUGGCGCCUCUGGAGCUCGUAUCCCCCUGGAAGAUGGACGGGCUGUGAUUCUGGGCCGGGGUCCGGACACUGGUGUCACAGAUAAGAAGUGCUCCAGACAUCAGGUGAAGGUGGUGGCUUGCUUUGCAGACCAGGAUGUUGUUGUUACACCGCUUGGUCCCAACCCCAGUUCCCUGGAUGGUGAGAAGCUGGGCCGGGGUCAGUCUGGUAAACUCAGCCACGGAGGUACUCUCUACCUAGUUAACCAGAGCCACCCAUUCACACUGAACUACUCUCUGAGCUCCAAUGGAAUCACCUCCAGCACGGCACAGAGAGGGCUGAAAGCAGCAGAUAAGACAAAAGGAGGGACGAGUUCAAAAGAAAAAGAGGCACAGUCCAGUCCCACACCCAAACGCAACAUAAAGGAUUUUUUCCCCAGCUCUCCCAUGAAGUCAUCUAAAAGGCAACUGAGCCCAAAGAAAGAGCAACCUGAGGUGAAGCGCCAAAGAAUAGAGGAGGAAGCUUCUGAUUGGCAGAUGAAAGAGGAGGAGGAUGAGGAGGAGAGACUGGCUGGCGAACGGCUCAAGUACCUUCAGGAAUUUGCCAAAAAAUCCCUGACAGAGGAGAGCAGCAGCAGCAGCAACCAGCCGUCAUCGUCUUCAAAACCAAGUCUAAAGAGCAGCUGGCAGCAGUUUGGCAGCUUAAUGGUUUACACAGCUGCUGGUGUCAAAGGGAGUGACAAGAUCGCUGGGUUUGACAUUGAUGGCUGCAUCAUCACCACCAAGUCUGGCAAAGUCUUUCCCACAGCACCAGAUGACUGGAAAAUUUGGUACCCAGAGAUUCAGCCCAAGCUAGCCAGCCUGCUCAAGAAAGGUUACAAGGUGGUCUUCUUCACCAACCAGUUGGGGAUUGCUAAAGGCAAACUGAGACCAGAAGUGUUCAAGUCCAAAGUGGAGGACAUCCUUGCCACUCUGAAGCUGCCUGUGCAGGUGUUUGUAGCAACCGGUCCUGGUAUUUACAGGAAGCCAGUCAUGGGAAUGUGGAAUCACCUAUGUGAGAAGGCCAAUGAUGACGUGACUGUUGACAUGACACAGAGUUUUUAUGUUGGAGAUGCCGCAGGAAGACCAGAAAACUGGGCCCCAGGGAAGAAGAAAAAGGACUUCUCCUGCAGUGAUCGCUUGUUUGCUCUGAACAUCGGAUUGCAGUUCUACACCCCAGAGGAGUACUUUUUGGGUUGGAAGCGCGCCCCCUACAGCCUGCCUGAAUUUAACCCUACUAAGCUCGACUCUGCUGCCAGGCUGUACGACCCACCGUCCGCCUCCCUCACCUCCGGUGACACCGAAGUCAUCGUUGCCGUGGGAUUCCCAGCAUCGGGUAAAUCCACCUUCUUCCACACCCACGUUAUUCCAAAGGGCUACGUUUAUGUCAACAGGGACACACUCGGUUCGUGGCAAAACUGCGUGUCGGCAUGUGAGCGCGCUCUGAAGGAGGGCCGCAGCGUCGCCGUAGACAACACAAAUCCAGACCCAGAGUCUCGCAAACGCUAUGUGGACGUGGCCAAAGCAGCAGGUGUUCCUUGUCGCUGCUUUCACUUCUCUGCCACUCUGGAGCAGGCCAAACACAACAACAGGUUCCGUGAGAUGGCUCCGUCAGACAGCAAACAUGCCAAGGUCAAUGACAUGGUUUUCCACAGCUAUAAGAAACAUUUCCAGGCUCCUGCUCUUUCCGAGGGAUUCUCCGAGAUCCUCCAAAUCCAUUUUGUUCCAAGCUUCAAAGACAAGGAAUCAGAAACUCUGUUCAGACAGUUUUCUGAGGGCUGACUGGACACCUUUUACUUUUCUGACAAAGAAAAAACACAAAUGGUACCAGUAACAUCAGCAGACGUUGACAUUUAUUUCAGCCCAGUGUUUCCAAGCUGCAUUCAAUAAGAUCUCUGGCCACAAAGUCCAACUCCAAAAUCAGAGGCGUUAUUAAAACAGUGUUUUAACAAAGGCCAGUUGAACAUCUAUAUGAAUGAACAUAACAGUAGUUUGAGGCGUCACGUAGUAUGUAUGUUGUGUAAUUUUACUGCACAGCUUGAAUAUGACAAUAAAGCUUUAGAAAAUC